Molecule: messenger RNA, 733 nt
Organism: Bufo bufo (common toad)
Lineage: Eukaryota; Metazoa; Chordata; Amphibia; Anura; Bufonidae
Gene: RSL24D1
Product: ribosomal L24 domain containing 1
Exons: 6
Coding region: 71-562 (163 amino acids)
Biological process (GO): ribosomal large subunit biogenesis
Cellular component (GO): nucleolus
Source: RefSeq, a predicted model, not a curated record
CUUUGACGUCACUUCCUUUCGCAUUUCGUGCUGCUUCCAGGGCGCACGGCCUCUGGAUUGAGCAGUCAAUAUGCGUAUCGAGAAGUGUUAUUUCUGCUCGGCGCCCAUCUACCCGGGGCACGGGAUGAUGUUUGUGAGGAACGACUGCAAGUAUUUCAGGUUCUGCCGCUCAAAAUGUCACAAGAACUUCAAGAAGAAGCGUAAUCCCAGAAAGAUCAGGUGGACCAAAGCCUUCAGGAAGGGGGCUGGUAAAGAGCUGACUGUGGACAAUUCAUUUGAAUUUGAAAAGAGAAGAAAUGAACCAGUUAAAUACCAGAGGGAGUUGUGGAGCAAGACUGUUGAGGCUAUGAAGAGAGUAGAAGAGAUCAAGCGGAAGCGACAGGCUCGAUUCAUCAUGAACAGACUAAAGAAAGGCAAAGAGCUGGAGAAAGCUCAGGAUAUCAAAGAAGUCAAACAGAACAUACAUCUUAUCCGGGCUCCACAUGCUGGAAAAGCAAAAAAGUUGGAAGACAAAAUGGUUCAGAAGUUACAAGAGGAUGUGGAUAUGGAAGAGGUCUCAUAGAAUUGUAUACACUCAUCAUCUUGACCUUGUUUCAGUGUAUGCUUCAAUAUAGAAACCUUUUAUACAGCACUUUGGACUGUAGCACAAGUUUCACAUCUGAAGCCAGAGAUCAAGGAGCAAGACCGUUUUAGUACAGUCAGUCUGAAAAAUAAAUUUUUAGUUCCUCGUGAA